AUGAAGAUGGUUCCUUCCACCGGGUUUAUCAAGGACUUCAUGGUUCAGGGUGGCUGCCCUGAAGGCACUGGCCGAGGCGGGCCGGGUUAUCGCUUUCAGGACGAGACCGUGAGCCGCCCCUACGUUAAGGGAACUCUGGCCAUGGCCAAUGCCGGACCAGACACCAACGGCAGCCAGUUCUUUAUCGUCCACGGACAGAACGUGGGUUUGCCCCCCAAUUACACGAUUUUCGGGAUGCUGACCGAAGGUGAGGAAACACUGGAUACCCUGGCCAACUCUGCGGUAACCUCAGGCUCCGGGGGAGAGAGGUCUACGCCGACAGAGCGCCUGCAAAUCCAAAACAUCGAAAUCCACGAAAAAGAAGUCACACCGGCCAGUUAA
Messenger RNA from Geodia barretti, 381 nucleotides. The record is from the annotation of a GenBank genome assembly. Lineage: Eukaryota; Metazoa; Porifera; Demospongiae; Tetractinellida; Geodiidae.